Pocillopora meandrina is the source of this 3765-nucleotide messenger RNA. NCBI's taxonomy places the organism in Eukaryota, Metazoa, Cnidaria, Anthozoa, Scleractinia, Pocilloporidae. The record is from the annotation of a GenBank genome assembly.
UUACAGAAAACAGUAGUAGCAGUGUUAGAUCAGAUGGUGAAUCCUCAUUGGCCAUAUCUUCCCCAGCGACAAGAAAACUAUGAAACUGAAGAAGAGAGGGAGGCAAUUGAGGGAGUCUGGAAAACAAUUACAGAUGAUCCAUUAAACUAUCAUUUUUAUUAUCAUAUAUUGGAUGGAGACGAGGGAGGACGACCCCCAAAGAUUUUGGCUUCAGAUGGACACCAGCAGACAGAAAACAAAUAUUUUAACUGGAAAGACAAGUCUUGUUUACAUGCCAUUGCAAAGAGCAACAACAAAGUAAGUUUAACCCAAGAAAAUACUUACAAGUAGAUGCUUAGAAAUUGCAGCUGAAGUAAAUUGUGUAAUAUCACUUAAGAUAUUUAGAAACAGUUGAUGAUGCAUACUACUGCAGGGGUUUGAUUGUUAGAUCAGUCAACCCAUGCUUUGGACAGAAAUCAGUUCUUGAUUUUUAUUUUUAGGAAGCUUUGCAACAUCCUGUGGUUAGAAUGUUGAUUAAAAAAAAAUGGAAAAGUUAUGGCCACUUGUGUCUCAGGUAAAUCAGUUGUAUUAGCAGGCUCUAUACUAUAAAUUUUUAGAAAUAAUUGCAUCAUAUUUCUUUACAUAGGUGUUGAAUUAUGCAUUAAUAAACCAUAAGUACGAGGAAAAAUUCAUUUUUACCACUACACACAUAAUCAACUGGUGAAAGCACUUCCAUGGAGUAUGGUGCAGUCUUAUUGUAGUGUUCCUUAGAUCAUUGUGAAUGCAUAUAUCACUGUCCGAUCUAAGCCUUUGAUUUCUCAAAAGUUUUUUACAAAAAUAUUAGACAUCUAUAGGUUACCAAGAACUUAAUUUUUUACAUCUUCAUUUGAAUCUCAAAUCCCUUCCACUUUUCUAUUUUACCUCUGCAGAGGUAAAUAUAAUUACUUUUUUCUUUUCUGCAUGUAGCAUUCAAGCAGCGUUGUAUUGCAUCUUCUUGCUGUGUAUGUCAUAUUCCCUGCUGCAUGCCUCUACCAAACUGGACCCCACCCAUUACAGUGGUGCACUGGACUCAGUGCGUGGAUUUUGCGAGUUUGUCACUCUACUUAUGGUUGUGUUUUACAUCUGUGAGGAAAUCAAUCAAAUAAGAAUGUAAGUAAUGGUGAGGUAACAUCAGAUUGAUGAGAGCAGCAAUGUGGAAACUAGUAAAUAUUGUUAAUUAUUGUUAAGAACGCACCAAGUAUGCCUCGGUAUUACGCUCUAGAAGAGGGCAAAAAUACAGACGGAAGAGGAGCAAAAACAUGGCCGCUCUGAAGCAUCCAAACACCCCCUUUUUUUCGUUUUUCUUAUUCACUUAAAAAAAAAACAUGAACGUUUAAGCGCUUCAGAUUUUUUGUUAGCCAUUAUAACACUUAAACGGUUCAUUUGUGUUUUUUCUCGCCUUAUACAAUUGAUACGAAGUUCACAUAAUUUUUUAAACCAAAAACCUGCGUAGAAUGCUAGAAGAGGAGAGAUUUUCACGCUAAUCGUCUUAUUUCUUGCAGAGAGGGGCGUUCUUAUUUCACAGAGUGGAUGACCUUGUUUGACUGGUUAGGAAUGCUGUUGAUAUUGUGUAUAGCACCGUUACGAUACAUGGAUCAUAAAGCACAGUGGAUGGUGACAUCUUUAGCCUUCUUGUUCAACUUCCUGAGAAUAUUUAAAUUUUCAUGCGUUUCAAGGUAACGCAAAACUCCCAAUUGAUUACUGUAGUUCGAAAAGAGCACUCAUGACUGAAACCUCAUCCCUUUGCUAAUUAAUCUAACCUAAACUUGUAUCUUUCUCAGGACUACAGGAUUAUACACACAAACCCUGGCUAAGAUCGUUUUACACGACGUCACAAGAUCCAUGGCAGUUUUUAUUGUGAUAUUUUUCUCCUUCUGUGGUGCCCUGACUUUAUCACUUUGUUAUUCCGGAUCCAAAGAAAACCAAGAACUUCGGUGCGUCUCUGUUGAGUAUAUCUCCUUUGCAAAGCUAUGAGGUUGUUUUUGGAAAAACAAUUCAGGGUAUCGUUUGUUACAAGUCAAUAAAAUAUUCGAUAAUUUCCUUUAGAAUUUGUUUAAGUUGAUCUGCUCUUUACUGGCUGGAUUUUGUAUUUAUUCAAACUAUUCUCAUCCUUUCUGGCAAAAGCAAUUUACUGAUCGCGGGAAUUUUGAUGUUGAAUAUAGCGCGUGAGAAGAGCAAAAAAAAACCCCAACAUAUUAAUUUUUAAUUUUUUAUUUUGCCUUUAGUGGUUUUGGAGAGGUCUUCAUGAGCGGGUUUCGUGCACUGUCCGAGCAGUAUCCCAUGGUGCAAAAUUACUCACCUUUCAAGUACGUGACACUGAUCUUUCAAGUUAUUGCUGAGCUUCACUUUGCGCCUAACGGCUGUUACGAUUUGAGUUUUAAAAGCUAGCUCAGGGAAGCUAAGGUCACAAGUCAUAUCAGGUCUGUAAUAAGGGAGCGGUGGUGUUUAGAAAGUCUCACACAUUUUCCUCCAGUAGAUAAGCUUAGCUUUGUGAAUAUUUCUUUCCUACAGCUGGCUGUCAGUUCUUCUAAUGAUGGCGUAUAUGGGAACAGUGACUGUGAUUCUGCUCAACAUUCUCAUUGCACAGAUGAGUACAACUUACACACAGGCCAAGAAAGUCGCCCGUCUGGAAUAUGACGUGGAUCGUAUUUUACAGCUCACGCGCAUGGAGAGAUUUCCUUUUCUGGUGAGUAUCCAAUAGGUAUUUAGAAUGAAGCCGUUAGAUGAUUGACGCUAGGUGUGAUUGCGCAAAUGUGCUGCCCGCCUCGUGCAAGUGUGAAAAAUAGAGAAUGGAAGGUAGAGGUCAUUGAUUUAUUAUACAAGAACCUUUCUGUCUGUAGAAUUUACGCGUGAAGUAUUACAAAGAGGGAGACUGGAUCAGUGAAAUGAAACUUGCAAAAGGUCGGUAAUGAAAUAAACGAGAUUACUUAUUAAGACAAACCAUCAAUCACAGGAUGUUGCUAACUGAAAGCUGGAAUGGCUAUUGGUAAGAAGUACAAAUUUAGCUUGGCUACUGAAAGGAGAAGUGUGAAAACGAAAGGAAGGGCUGCUCACGUUACAAGCCCUAGUUUUAAUUAGCAAGAGCUAUGUGGCUGUUUGAGCGAACAGUUUCAGCUAAUAAUCAUUUUCCAUUUCAAUUCCUCUUUGGUGGGUGAGAGGGAGUCUCGUGAAGAGUACGUAAACGAAAAACAAUUUUUUUUUCUGAUGAUAUAAUACGUAAAGAUUUCUUUGUGUUCUCAGAUGUGAUCUUGGUUUUGUUUGUAGAGCUUCUGGAAUUCAGUGAGGAUCGCAGUCCUUGGGAGUCGGUUGAAGAGAAACUUAAUGAUAUCAGGUAUGAACAAUUCCUUCAAUUCCUGCCUUUUCUUACCAUCAGCUUCUUCAUUUACCCAGCAAUGACACAUUGAGCGCUUUUUAUCAAGUAAAAGUAGACAGCGACAAAUCGGAAGGUAAAUGUUAAAAGAAAAAAAUUUUAAAAAUCAGUCAAAAUGUCCGAAGCGCGGGAAAACAAUUAUGAUCAAGUCUAAAUCUGAUUGAUUAGCAAGAUGAAAGGAGUUUUCAAAACCAAUAAGACAACGGAGUGAAACAAAAUUGACGUGUUGGAUUUCCUAUGCAUGAGUCGUUACUUAACUUCCUUACCCACCCCGUGCUUUCACAUUUGUGUAUCAGCGGUUUUCUUAAUUGUGAUUUUCUCACUUUAGGGAUCUGAUGAGAAAGAUGGUUAAACAGAUGAGGCAUGGACGCGAAUAA